Messenger RNA from Henningerozyma blattae CBS 6284, 1119 nucleotides. It is a transcript of the gene SED5, whose product is annotated as t-SNARE syntaxin. Lineage: Eukaryota; Fungi; Ascomycota; Saccharomycetes; Saccharomycetales; Saccharomycetaceae. The transcript has a single exon. Gene Ontology annotation, biological process: intracellular protein transport; vesicle fusion; endoplasmic reticulum to Golgi vesicle-mediated transport. Gene Ontology annotation, cellular component: SNARE complex; endomembrane system; Golgi membrane. Gene Ontology annotation, molecular function: SNAP receptor activity; SNARE binding. The coding region runs from base 1 to 1119 and encodes 372 amino acids. The record is from RefSeq and is a predicted model, not a curated record.
AUGAAUAUCAGAGAUAGAACUAUAGAAUUUCAACAAAGUGUUUUAACGUAUAAAAAACAAAAUAAGAAUCAUAAUCAAUUCCCACAUCAAGCUUCUAAUGAUUUACCACAAUCAAAUCCAAUAAAGACCUCAGAUUUUCAAAAAAAUGCAUCUUCUAUAGCCCAUGAAAUAUCUUCUACAGCUCAAUUAUUAUCCAAAUUGGCCAUCUUAGCCAAAAGGAAACCAAUGUUCAAUGAUAAUCCUGUAGAGAUUGCUGAAUUAUCCUUUUUAAUUAAGAGAAAAAUCUAUUCAAUUGAACAAAGUUUGAUCGAUUUAUCUAAAUAUCAAAGAACUAUACAAGGUAAAGAAGGCGUUGUAGUUAAAAGAGGUAAAGAUACUCAUCAUUCUAAAAAUGUCGUUAAUUUAUUAAAUACUAAGAUGAAGAAUAUUUCAGGUGAUUUUAAACAUGUAUUAGAACAAAGGCAACAAUUAGAAUUGGCAAAUAGAGAUCGUUGGGAAAAAAUCACUCAACAAGAUAAAUUAUCAACACAAACUUCAAAUUUAAAUGAUAGUAGAAGUAAUAGUAAUGAAUAUAAAAUACAAAAUCCUAAUAUAACACAUAUACAACAACAACAAGGAGGGUUAACUAAUGGUGGACUUGAAAAAGGUAACGGUAGUCAAUUAUCAGUUUCCAAUAAUUCAAUGUAUAAUAAUUCUAAUCCAUUUUUAUCAUCAUUAGCUAAUGAAGAAGAAGACAACAAUAAUAAUACUACAAUGAUACAGAGCAGUUCAUAUAAUAAAAAUGGCGAUCAAACAUUACUAUUGACAAUGGAAGAAGGUUUAUUAAAUCAAGAUAGUAAUAAUGUAUAUUUACAAGAGAGAGAUCGUGCAAUGGAAACCAUUGAAUCUACCAUUCAAGAAGUUGGUGGUUUAUUCCAACAAUUGGCAUCAAUGGUUCAAGAACAAGGUGAAGUAAUUCAAAGAAUUGAUGCCAAUGUCGAUGAUAUUGACUUAAAUAUUACAGGCGCACAAAGAGAAUUACUGAAAUAUUUUGAUAGAAUUAAAAGCAAUAGAUGGUUAGCCGUCAAAAUCUUUUUUAUUAUAUUUGUAUUUUUCUUAUUUUGGGUUUUAGUCAAUUAG